This is a messenger RNA of Ascochyta rabiei, 2562 nucleotides long. RefSeq lists its product as uncharacterized. Gene Ontology annotation, cellular component: cytoplasm. Lineage: Eukaryota; Fungi; Ascomycota; Dothideomycetes; Pleosporales; Didymellaceae. The record is from RefSeq and is a predicted model, not a curated record. The coding region runs from base 1 to 2562 and encodes 853 amino acids. The transcript has 3 exons.
AUGGCGUCCUCCGGUUACAAAGGCAACCUUUCUGUUGGAGGCUCUGCGCUUGACAAGUCCAAGCUACAGCUUCGUAGGCCGACCCCCGAUAGUGAUGCUCUGGCGUCCAGCGAUGACGACCGCGAGCACGUGCCUGCUGUAGUCCGCCCUGCUGGGGGCUACCCUGGUGGUCGUAGACCCUCUUCUGGUUGGCUGCAAGACAUUCAGCCCAAUCGCAAGUUUUCGCUGCCUUCUGUGUCGUUUGCCGGCUCUCAACCCACGACUCCAUCACUAGAGCUUCCGAAUCAGUCUCGUGCUGGAACUUCUGCGUUUCCCUGGAACACCUCCAGCUUCAGCAGUGCACAGGCAAACAGCCGCCUCAAGGAGUUUGUACCGUCACCUACCUCCGCACAUUUCCCUAGUGAGAGACCACUACCCUCCCCUGCCGCACCUGAGGGCGACGAAGGCAUUGGCUUUCUUCUUAGUCAGCAAAACCCUAUCCGAAAGGCGGUACGAUCGCAAUCUUACAGCAUUGGACAGGGUGACAUAGAGAACAGCCCAGUGGGGCAAUUUUCUGCUCGAGUACGCACCACUGCUGGCGUGCGUCACCGCCCCUCUAAGCCCAGCCUCCUCGGUGAUUCUGGCGUUGGCUUGUCCCAACUUCGCGAAGACGACAUCGACGAGGUUGAUUCGACAAACAGCUCAGAGCACGGCGUCCGCCUUCCUCAAGGAUACUGGGAACGCGAGCAGAAGCAAGCUCUUCUCAAACAGGCAGCCAUGGAGAGCGUGCGUGCACGCAAUCGCGCUACGUCAACGAGCUCUCCAGUUCACCAGCACCCGCCUCCACCCCAGCGCCGUAAGACGACUGCCGGUCUCCGCCACAUGCCCUACGGCGCUGCCGCAGACUAUGCCAUCGAAGAACACGAGGACAACGAGGUUGCUGCGCACGCCCUGCCGCCCUCGUCGUUGACUCGGCGCUUCAGCGAACAUGUUUCUCUCCGCAGCCGUGAGCCUGAGCAAGAUAUCAUGGAUAGCCCAAAGAAGCAGCAGUGGGCUACUGGCAACAUACACAACCUUAACAUGGAUGUGAUGGGUCGCAGACACUCCUUCGCUCACUAUGGAGGCUUCAACCAGAGCAUACCCCUCUCAACUACCUUGAGCAACACUCAGGAAGAAGAUGAGAGUGUCAUGUCGCCUCGCCAAGCAUCGCACUCGCCUGAAGAGCAAGACCAGUUUGAUGCUGCCGCAUACUUUGCCGGCUAUGGUCCCGCUUCGCGCGCCAUCAACGCCUCUGCAAUCUCUGCUGCUCACCCAGAUCCCAUCGCCCCAAAUACCACCAUGCACACGGCCAACCCUUAUGCUGUUCCAUCAGUCUUGGGCCGUCCCGGUCGACGAUUGUUUGUCGUCACGUUCAAGUGUUCCAGAGCCGACAUAUACUACCUUUACGACAACACUGGCCUUGAGAUUCGCCGAGGUGAUUUGGUCAUCGUUGAGGGCGAUCGUGGUUGCGACCUUGGUCAGGUGGCACAUGCGGAUGUGAGCCUCGAAGACGCUAAGAAGUACAAGGCUGAGGCGAACGAGGAGCACUUCCGCUGGCUUGUCAUGUUUUCUCAGUACUCGCUUGCCGGAACUCAAAAUGACUCUGGUAUGCUGGGGGCCCUUGCCCGUGCAAAUGGUUCGUCUAACAACCCGAACCAACCCCAAUCAAGCGGCAUGAUUGGCAAUCAAGACCAAGAUGCCAAGCCUAAAAUGAUCAAGCGUCUUGCUCAGCAGCAUGAGAUCUUUGCGCUGCGGGAUAAGGAGGGCUCAGAAGCCAAAGCCAAGCGCCUCGGAGCUCAGAAGGCUGCUGAUCAUAAGCUACCCAUGGAGGUCCUCGAUGCUGAGUAUCAAGCCGAUUACCACAAGCUCACUUACUUCUACUAUGCUGAGUCAUACGUCAACUUCAACGACCUUGUCACAGACCUUUUCAAGCAAUAUAAGGUCCGGAUCUGGAUGUCAGCUGUCAACCCAGCAUCAGUCGUGAACCCAGCUGGCUUGAUGCAAAUCCCACCGCCCUCUGCCAUUGGCCCUGGAGCCAUCGUGAAUUCAGGCACCGGCAAUUCAUCUCUACCUGUUGGACCUGGUUUUGGUAAUAACAGCCACCGUUCAAACGAGCACUAUGGUCGAGGCCGCAACAAUGCUCCUCAAGCCAACUACGAAGACGGGCACUAUGCCUUCUCUCAUCAAACCCCAGCCUAUGCCCCUCAAGCCGCCUAUGGCAUGCCCCCUUGGGGACAGGGUCAACAGUAUCCGCAGCAGAUGUACGGUGGUUACGGUGCCUAUGCUGGUGGCUAUUCCAGCGUUACUGCUAGUGGUAGUCCGAUGAACUACGGCGCGUACUACCCACCAGGCUCAUCUUACGGGGCUUCGUCAGUCUAUAACCGUGGCUACCCAACUACAAACUCCUAUACACCCACUGGUGGAGCCAACUAUGGUCAGCAAACCACUUUGGGGGCAAGCACCGGCAAGGCUGGCACAUCCAACAACGCAAACGAACCCGCUUUUCUUACGGGCAUGCAGAACAUGUCUCUUGUCAACAAGUAG